AGAUCUACUACAGCUAAGACUCAAGAGGUGCCACUUCAUUUUUUAAUGUGCUCAUGUUACGUGUGGAGGGUUUUUAACCAUACUGGGCUCCCACUAUGGUGCUGUGAUUCUGGGGUUUCGGAUACAGUGAUGGCAGGGAUAUGGUCAGAGGUCUGGACAUUGUACAUCAUACUGGCUCUUGGUACUCCAGACCCCUCACCAGCACCCCAAGAGAAACUCAAUGACUUCAGAAGAAUCUUAUUGGGUUUGGAUAAAUGCAACGCCUGCACUGGAACAUCCAUCUGCAAGAAGUUUUUCAAGGAUGAAAUAAGGUUUGAAAGAUGGCUGACUGCUCAGUCGAAUCUCUCCUCAGCAGAUGUGCGUUCAUAUCAGGGAAACUAUACAGACAGCACAGCGGGCUGGAGACCUGUGGUGGUGUCCCGCUUGAUGUCUCCACACCUGCAACAGAUAUCAGACAAUAGCAUUUGCACCUCAGCAGGCAAAGGGAAAUCCUGCAGCAUUGAAGCGGUCCUCAAGGCCACGUCACGCUUCCAGAGAUGGGUCCGCUCCAACGUACUGCUUCCCAGCAUGGUGAAGGGUCUGGUGACCCCGAUGCUGCGCUGUCCAUCUCAGAGGCUGCUGGACCGCAUUGUGCGACGCUACUUUGAAGUGACCGAUGUGGGUAGUGUGCAGAUGAAGCAUUUCAGUGAAAAGGACAAACUCAGACUUCUUUAUACCUUGGCUGUCAAUCAACAACCUUUCAUAAUGCAGAUGUUUCCCGGCGCGGAGGGCUGGCCCUUCCUCCGCUACCAUGGCUCCUGUGGAAGGAUGAUGGUCUGGGCAGGGAGCACACCCCUCAGGAUCCUGUUUUCCUCUCCGUUGGAGCGCCGUGCGGACAUCGCCUACCAGCUUCUUCACAUCACCCAGAGCCUGAGCUCCAACAGCCUCCAGUUCAGCCUCUUCUACACCAACAUCUCAGAGGACAUGUUUGGUACCUUGGAUGAUAACAGGGUCUUCAUUGUGGAUACCAGUAACAUAGGGAUCAUUGACUUGAAGGAAGGAUAUCCUCCUGAUGAAGACUUGUUACCAGAACACCUCGAUGUCUUCUCCGGUCUCAGUGGAUCUUGUGAAAGACUGCCUCCGUGUGAAACUGUUCAAGCCGCACAGAGUUUUGUUCUACUUUGCAAACAUGUCAUUAACAAUCUGCUCUUGCCCAAUGAUGUGCAGUCGGGUCAUCUUCCCAAAGAAGCGGUCAGUUUUCUCGCUAUCUGUGCAGACCAAUCUCAGUCUGACCAAAGAAUAAUUGCUGCGGUCCAAACCUUAAAAGACAUUUUACAGACAUUAAGGCCAUGCAGUGCUCUCUAUGGAUACAGGUAUCCCGAAUGCCUCUAUAAUGAUAAGUUCUAGACCAAAACUAGAUACUUAAGAGGGAUCUUUCACCCAGAAAUAACAUUUGUUAUCUUUUACUCACCCUCAAGUUGUUUCUAAACUUGUGACUUUUUCUUCAGUGGAACAUGGACUAAAUUAGAAAUAAAAUAUAAAAAUUAUUGUACAUACAAUGGAAGUCAAUGGUCUCCAGUCUUCUUCAAAAUAUCUAUUGUGUUUCGCAGAAGGUGGUCAUACAGGUUUGGAAUAAGAAAGUGAGUAAAUGACAGAAUUUUUGGGUGGACUAUCCCUUUAAGGCCGAUCACUUACAGCAUAAAGGUCACAGAUACAGUAAAUGAAAUGGAUUCUGUAACAUCAUCAGUAAUCAGUAUAUAUCCAGUGAAGGACCUUUUUUUAUCAAAACAAACAAACCUUGAAAUAUUAUGCAAAAAUAAAAACAAUUAUAUUAAAAUGUAUACAUUAUAAUUGAUGGACGAGACAAGGAAUUUCAUCACAAAAGAAUCAUUUAAUUACAAAGACAACUCUGAUUAGUAACCCAUAAACCAUAUCAAUCUUCAUGUUACUGUACAAUGCUCGCUAAGCAGUUUUAUUCAUGUAUAGAAAAUGUAAAAAGAGAAAUGUUCAAAAUGACAUUACUCCAUAAAAUUUAAUGGCAGGAACUCUGGAGAAAAAAAAAAAAAAACAACAA
Messenger RNA from Carassius gibelio (silver crucian carp), 2053 nucleotides. Its product is annotated as divergent protein kinase domain 2B. The record is from RefSeq and is a predicted model, not a curated record. The coding region runs from base 46 to 1386 and encodes 446 amino acids. The transcript has 5 exons. Lineage: Eukaryota; Metazoa; Chordata; Actinopteri; Cypriniformes; Cyprinidae.